AUGGACGCCGCCGCCGCCUCGCCUCUCAAGAGACGCGCCCCGCUCGCGGCGCUCGACGUGAACGUGAUGCCGUCGUCGCCCCGGACGGCAGGCGGCAAGGACGCCGUCCUCUCCCCGGCUUUCAAGCGGGAUCCCGGGAGUGACGACGACGGCGGCUCGCCGCCCGCGGGGACCAAGCGGCAGGCCGACGCCGAAGGCAUGGACGUGAGCCCGGCGGCCAAGAAGGCGUGUCUGGGGCGGGACGAGCCGCGGUCCCGGUCGCACAGCCCCGACACCAGCUCCGUCUUCGACACCUCGGUUGCCGACGCCUCGUGGGCCACCAUGACGACGACAACCACGGAGCCCGACCUUCUGGACAGGGCCGCCCCGCCCGCCCGGCGCUUGACGAGGGAGCAGGCGAGAGAGAAGGUCGAGAUUCUGCGUCUGCGCCUUGGUCUCGCCAGCUAUAAGCUCCGCACGGGCCAGACGACCGUCCCGCUUGCCGACCUGCAGCCCCGGCCGCUUCCGCCGCGCCGGACGGUCCGUGUGCAAAGUCCUCCCACGCCGUCUCAAGACUCGUCUUCGUCGUCGUUGUCGAUACCCCAGCAACAACGUCGUCCUUCAUCACAACUACAGCAACUGCAACACGACCCCCAACAGCACCAACCCUCUCUAGACGCUGCCCCGACGGCCACCACUAUGUCCAGGCACGACGAGGACGGCAGUGCCGGCGGAGAGCAGCACCAGCCCCAGCACCGGGCCCUAAACAGCAGCGCCUUCAUCGGGGGGGGCGCAGCGAGUGGACUGCUGAGCCUAGCGAGGGGCUGCGAGAUGAGAUAG
This is a messenger RNA of Hirsutella rhossiliensis, 819 nucleotides long. RefSeq names its product whi5 like domain-containing protein. Lineage: Eukaryota; Fungi; Ascomycota; Sordariomycetes; Hypocreales; Ophiocordycipitaceae. The record is from RefSeq and is a predicted model, not a curated record. The coding region runs from base 1 to 819 and encodes 272 amino acids. The transcript has 3 exons.